Molecule: messenger RNA, 1590 nt
Organism: Eruca vesicaria subsp. sativa (arugula)
Lineage: Eukaryota; Viridiplantae; Streptophyta; Magnoliopsida; Brassicales; Brassicaceae
Source: the annotation of a GenBank genome assembly
AUGUUUCCUAAGAAACCAACUGAUCAAUGUACUACACAGCCACAUAGCUUCGAUGAGGCUCGAUGGGUUAUCAACGUCCAAAAAUCUCUGGACGCAGAGCUCGAAGAACACCCUCUCGAUUCAGUCACAGUCAGCAGCAUUUUCACCGUCCCUAAAGCAUUAAUGUGUAGUAGCCAUCGAGACUCAUACACACCUCAACGAGUCUCUAUCGGACCUUACCACUGUCUAAAACCAGAGCUUCACGAAACAGAGAGGUAUAAACUAAUGAUCGCGCGAAAAUCUCGAAACCGAUCCAAAUCUUUCAUGUUUCAUGAUCUUGUUGAGAAGUUACAACCCCUGGAGGUCAAGAUCCGAGCUUGCUAUCAUAAGUAUAUCAGUCUAAACGACGAGACUCUGUUGUGGAUAAUGGCUAUAGACUCUUCGUUCUUGAUAGAGUUUCUUAAGAUUUACAGUUUCAGAAAGGUCGAUACUUUGAUAAACAGAGUUGAUCAUAACGAGAUUCUUAGAGAUGUAAUGAUGUUAGAGAACCAAAUCCCUUUAUUCGUUUUGAGGAUGACGCUCGAGUUUCAGCUUGAAUCGACUGAAUCAGCUGAUGAUCUGUUGGUCUCUGUUCUUAAAGGAUUAUGCAAAGAUCUCUCUCCCCUCGUGAUCAAAUUCGAAGAUGAUGCGAUUCUGAAGGCUAACUUUCAUGAGUACAAUCACAUAUUAGAUUUCUUGUAUCAAAUGAUCGUUCCAAGAAUCGAAGAAGAAGAAGAAGAGCUUUAUGAAGAAAACAGAGGCGAAAACAGAGCAUAUAAGCUUCUAAGAGAGAUCAAGCUUCGAUUCAAAAGGGUCUUCGCAUCAAGACCUGCUGAUAUCAUCUUGAGAUUACCAUGGAGAGUCAUGUCAAAUCUCCCAGGUUUCAUCGCUCUAAAUUAUCUCUUCACCAGACAAGAAAACGAAGGAACAACAACGAGACAAGAACCAUCAUCAUCAUCUGUCUCAGUUUCCGACAUCGAAAAGCCUCCUCUAGUCGAAGAGCUCACAAUCCCAUCAGUCUCUCAACUCCACAAAGCAGGAGUUAAGUUCAAACCAACACCAAACGGUAACGUUUCAACGGUAGCAUUCGAUUCAAACUCAGGUCAUUUCCACCUCCCUGUAAUAAACCUAGACAUCAACACGGAGACCGUUCUUCGAAACCUCGUUGCUUACGAAGCUUCAAACACUUCAGGACCAUUAGUGUUCACUCGCUACACAGAGCUAAUAAACGGAAUCAUAGACUCGGAAGAAGACGUUAGGUUGCUUAGAGAGCAAGGCGUUCUCUUGAGCCGUCUCAAGAGUGAUGAAGAAGCUGCGGAGAUGUGGAAUGGUAUGAGCAAAUCAGUUAGGUUGACCAAAGUUGGGUUCUUGGAUAAGACUAUUGAGGAUGUUAACCGGUAUUAUACCGGACGGUGGAAGGUUAAGAUUGGGAGAUUUGUUGAGGUUUAUGUUUAUGGAUCGUGGAAGAUUUUUGCGUUUUUAGGGGCGGUUUUGUUGCUGAUGCUGGUUUCUUUGCAAGUGCUCUCGUUGGUAUUUAGCUCCUUGAGGUUGCUUGGAUUGAGAACCGGUUAG